CAGACCUAAAGCGGCUGUGGAAAACAGCAAAGACACGCAAGCAUACACUGGCUUAUUACAACGCAGCACUACCAACCGCCCAAGGUUUUUUACCGCGAAAGAAUGCAGACUGCAAAGCUUACCGCGCCUAACCGGUUGCGGCCAGCGCUUGCCCCGCGUCUCCUACCACGCACAUCGGCCCCGCCAGGCCUUUGUCGGCCGCUACACGUAGCGUCUGAGGCUUCGGAUCAUGUGGUUCUGCCAUCUGCUCCCCCGCUGCGCUUUGAGGAGCCCGCGGCGGAGGCGCUGGAGCGGAUGCCGCACCAUCUGAGCGUUGGCCAGGAGGCGAGCACUUCCCGCCUCUCGCAGCGGCCCCGCAAGGCCGGCUCACCCGGCAGCUGGCCGAAGCUGGACAUGGACCUCGGGGCGCUGGGGGCACUGGCGCAGCCCAAAGUGCUGCUGGGCGCGGGCAUGCUGGCGGGUCUGGGUGUGGACAUCUCCCAGCCGGCCUCAGUGGUCCAGGCGGUGGGGGUGCUGGCGGCCAUUGUGGCGGUGCACGAGGCGGGCCACUUCGCGGCGGCGCGGCUGCAGGGCAUCCGGGUGGCGCGGUUCGCGGUGGGCUUCGGACCGGCCAUUUGGAAGUACAAGGGUCCCGAGGUGGAGUACUGUUUGAACGCGGUGCCCCUGGGCGGCUACGUGGCUUUCCCCGAUGACGACCCCACCAACGGCUCAUUCGACCCUGAGGACCCCAACCUGCUCAAGAACAGACCCAUACCGCAGCGCGCCCUGGUCAUCAGCGCGGGCGUCAUCGCCAACGUCCUGUUCGCCUACCUAGUGCUGCUGGCUCAGAUCUCCAGUGUGGGUAAGGCCGAGACGGCCUUCCUGCCCGGAGUCAAGGUGGUGGUCCCGGACACGCCCGCGGGCGCCAUGUCGGCGGCGGCGCGCGGCGGCAUCCGCAGCGGCGACAUCAUCCUGCGGCUGGGGGAUGUGGUGGUGCCGGCGGCGCCCAGCCAGGUGUCCACCUCCGUGUCCGCCAUCCGCGCCUCACCCGGCCGCGAGCUGGUGGUGGAGGUGGAGCGGCCCUCAGCCUCGGCCGCCUCCGCCAGCGGCAGCGGCAGCCAGCCGGGCGGCGCGGAGGUGCUGCAGCUGCGCGUGACGCCGGACGCGGGCAGCGACGGCGGCGGCCGCAUGGGCGUGCAGCUCACCUCCAACACCUACAUCAAACACACCUACGCGCAGGGGCCGGGCGAGGUGCUGGCCAUGACCUCGAGCGAGUUCAACAGGCUGGCGGGCACUGUGCUGAACGGCCUGAAGCAGAUCGUGACCAACUUCGGCGCCAUGAGCGGCCAGCUGUCCGGGCCCGUGGCCAUUGUGGCGGCGGGCAGCGAGGUGCUGCGUGCAGACAGCGCCGGCCUGUUCCAGUUCGCCGCCAUUGUCAACAUCAACCUGGCCGCGGUCAACAUCCUGCCGCUGCCGGCGCUUGAUGGCGGGUACCUGUUCCUGCUGGCUGUGGAGGCGGUGCGCGGCGGCCGCAAGCUGCCCGCGGCUGUGGAGGGCGGCAUCAUGGCCAGCGGCUUCCUGCUGCUCACGGCGCUGGGGCUGGGGCUGGUGGUGCGGGACACCAUCAACCUGCUGUGAGGGGCAGGUAGGCGCACUCAGUGAGAGCCGGUGGUGGUGGGGAUGCAAGUGAUUGUGGGCCGUAGUAGUGCGUGAUUUUAGAGGGGUAGUAGAGGAAGCGUGAGUUUGUUGAACUGGACAAAGUCAAGUCAUCGACGAUGCUGCAAAGUGAGGCUGCAGGCUUCGUCGGUGCCGUGCGCGGUGUUUUUGAACAGCUGCAGAGUACGCAUGGCGAAGGGGGCGGGCGGGCGGACAUACGCACCUCAGGUACCUGUUGCAGUGAGUGGUCCGGACGUGUGGACAUGUGACAAAGCGUAUUCAGCUUUGUACAGUUGAAGAAGGGUCUGAGCCCCGCAGCAUCCGGAGGACUGACUGCAAAUCAGUGGACC
Messenger RNA from Chlamydomonas reinhardtii, 1985 nucleotides. RefSeq lists its product as uncharacterized. Bases 103 to 1617 code for a protein of 504 amino acids. Gene Ontology annotation, molecular function: protein binding; metalloendopeptidase activity. Lineage: Eukaryota; Viridiplantae; Chlorophyta; Chlorophyceae; Chlamydomonadales; Chlamydomonadaceae. Gene Ontology annotation, cellular component: membrane. Gene Ontology annotation, biological process: proteolysis. The record is from RefSeq and is a predicted model, not a curated record. The transcript is spliced from 7 exons.